AUGACCCAAUGCCAACAACUACUCAAGUCAGUAUUUCAGACACUAUCUGUUUGUUUAAUUGACCCACGUCGUACUAGCAUAACACAAAUUGGACCACAAUCGAGUUGUGUUAUUAAAUUUAAUGAUCAAUUACCAAGUAAUGAUCGUAUAGUGAGUAUAAUUGGUAUGCCAAAUAAUAUUACUCAAGCACAAUAUUUAAUGCAAACAGCUGUUAAACAAUCUCAACAAUGGACUAAUUCGACUGUAGCAUCAUAA
Molecule: messenger RNA, 255 nt
Organism: Rotaria socialis
Lineage: Eukaryota; Metazoa; Rotifera; Eurotatoria; Philodinida; Philodinidae
Source: the annotation of a GenBank genome assembly